CGGGGCCGGCGGUUGCAGAGCGGACCCCCGCGCCCAGGACCCGCGUCCCCGGGGGCGCCCGCCGCGGGCCGCUGCUAUGUCGCUGCUGCAGUCCGCGCUCGACUUCCUGGCGGGCCCUGGCUCCCUGGGCGGCGCUGCGGGCCGCGACCACACCGACUUCGUGGGGCAGACGGUGGAGCUGGGCGACCUGCGGCUGCGGGUGCGGCGGGUCCUGGCCGAGGGAGGGUUUGCAUUUGUGUAUGAAGCUCAAGAUCUGGGAAGUGGCAGAGAGUAUGCACUGAAGAGGCUGCUGUCCAGCGAGGAGGACAGGAGCAGGGCCAUCAUCCAGGAGGUGUGCUUCAUGAAAAAACUCUCUGGCCACCCCAAUAUUGUCCAGUUCUGCUCCGCGGCAUCGAUAGGAAAAGAGGAGUCGGACACGGGGCAGGCCGAGUUCCUGCUGCUCACGGAGCUCUGCAAAGGGCAGCUGGUGGAGUUUCUGAAGAAAAGCGAGGCCCGAGGGCCCCUGUCUUGCGACGCCGUCCUGAAGAUCUUCUACCAGACGUGCAGAGCCGUGCAGCACAUGCACCGGCAGAAGCCGCCCAUCAUCCACAGGGACCUCAAGGUUGAAAACUUGUUGCUGAGCAACCAGGGGACCAUCAAGCUGUGUGACUUCGGCAGUGCCACGACCGUCUCGCACGUGCCCGACUACAGCUGGAGCGCCCAGCGGCGGGCCCUGGUGGAGGAGGAGGUCACCAGGAACACGACGCCCAUGUACAGGACACCGGAAAUCGUGGACCUGUACUCGAACUUCCCGAUCGGCGAGAAGCAGGACAUCUGGGCUCUGGGCUGCAUCUUGUACCUGCUGUGCUUCGGGCAGCACCCCUUCGAGGACGGAGCCAAGCUUCGCAUAGUGAACGGGAAGUACUCCAUCCCUGCAGACGACACCCGCUACUCCGUGUUCCAUGGCCUCAUCCGCGCCACGCUGAAGGUAAACCCCGAGGAGCGGCUGUCCAUCACCGAGCUGGUGAACCAGCUGCAGGAGAUCGCAGCUGCCAGGGACGUGAACCCCAAGUCGCCCAUCACAGAGCUCCUGGAGCAGAACGGAGGCUAUGGGCACGCCGCCCCGCCCCGGGGGCCGCCCCCGCCCGGGGGCCCCGCGAACAGCGGCCACGGCGGAGGUCUGGCCCUCGCCGAGUACGACCAGCCCUACGGCGGCCUCCUGGACAUCCUGCGGGGGGGCACCGGGCGUCUGCUCACCAACAUCAAGGACACCUCCUCCAAGGUCAUCCAGUCCGUCGCCAGUUACGCCAAGGGAGACCUGGACAUAUCUUACGUCACGUCCAGAAUCGCAGUGAUGUCCUUCCCGGCAGAAGGGGUGGAGUCGGCCAUCAAAAACAACAUUGAAGACGUGCGGCUGUUCUUGGACGCCAAGCACCCGGGGCGCUACGCGGUGUACAACCUGUCCCCCAGGACCUACCGGCCCUCCAAGUUCCACGGCCGGGUGUCCACGUACGGCUGGGCCGCCCGGCGGGCCCCAAGCCUUCGCAGCCUGUACAGCGUGUGCAGGGACAUGCACUGGUGGCUGCGGCAGGACCACAGGAACGUGUGCGCGCUGCACUGCAUGGACGGCAGAGCUGCGUCGGCUGUGGCCGUCUGCUCUUUCCUGUGCUUCUGCCGGCUCUUCAGCACCGCCGAGGCCGCUGUGUACAUGUUCAGCAUGAAGCGCUGCCCGCCGGGCAUCUGGCCAUCCCACAAAAGGUACAUCGAGUACAUGUGUGACAUGGUGGCCGAGGAGCCCAUCACGCCGCACAGCAAGCCGGUCCUGGUGCGGGCCGUCACCAUGGCGCCCGUGCCGCUGUUCAACAAGCAGAGGAACGGCUGCCGGCCCUUCUGCGAGGUCUACGUGGGGGACGAGCGCGUGGCCACCACGUCCCAGGAGUACGACAGGAUGCGGGACUUCCGGACCGAGGACGGCAAGGCGGUCAUCCCGCUGGGCACCACCGUCCAGGGGGACGUGCUCGUCGUCAUCUACCACGCGCGGGCCACCCUGGGCGGGCGGCUGCAGGCCAAGAUGGCGUCCAUGAAGAUGUUCCAGGUCCAGUUCCACACGGGGUUCGUGCCUCGGAACGCCACCACCGUGAAGUUUGCCAAGUACGACCUGGACGCCUGCGACAUCCAGGAGAAGUACCCGGACCUGUUCCAGGUGAGCCUGGACGUGGAGGUGGAGCCCCGGGACAGGCCCAGCCGGGAGGCCCCUCCCUGGGAGAGCACGAGCAUGAGGGGCCUGAACCCCAAGAUCCUCUUCUCCAGCCGGGAGGAGCAGCAAGACAUCCUCUCCAAGUUCGGGAAGCCGGAGCUCCCCCGGCAGCCAGGCUCCACCGCCCAGUAUGACGCCGAGACAGGCUCCCCAGACGCGGAGCCCGCGGAGCCCGAGUCCCCGCAGAGCAGCGGCCCCGACUCCGGCCACUUUCUGCACUCGCUGGACUGGCACGAGGAGAGACACGCAGAGACGGGCCCAGAGCACAGCUUUGCCCAGGAGACGCCAUGUGCUCCGGCUGAGGACGCAGGGGAGAGCGAGCCGUCGGACGAGGACACAGCGACCCUCUCCGCCGAGAGCAGGGACGCAGCCGAGGAGGACGGGCCGGGCGCGGCGCCAAGGACGCAGGGGCAGCAGUGGGUCCUCGAGGCGGACUCGCCGGCCGCUCCCCAGGAGCCCCGGCAGCCAGAGGACAGCGUUGACCUCCUGGGGCUGCACUCUGAGCCGGAGCCGGCCCCCCCCGCCCAGGCCCCCGGGGCACCCCCCAGCAACGCCGACCUGCUCGGCUCCCUCCUGGGGGCCCCUGAAGCCGCCCCCGACGGUCCCCCAGGCGACCUCCUCGGUGGGGAGACGCCCCUGCUCUUCACGCACCCCGCCCCGCCGGCGAGCGGGCCCGCCGCUGCCGCCGACCCGUUCGACCCUCUGCUGCUGACCUCCGACCCCGACGCCCGGCCCGGCUCCCAGCCCGACCUCUUCGGCGCGUUCCUUGCCGCAGACACCCCGGCCGCGCCGUCCCCGUCCUUCCCCCGCACCCACAGUGCCCCACCCCCCGCCUGCAGCACCGACUUCCUGCAGCUGGGGGACGUGCCGGCAGAGCCCAGCAGGACAAGGGCCUCGGCCAGCCCGCCGGACCUCCUGGGAGGGUGGGACGCCUGGGCUGAGGCGCCAGCCCCCACGCCAGCCGCAGAAGGCCCCUUCCUCUGUCCGGGAGGCCAGCCGGCCCCUCCAGGCCCUCCGGCCAGCCAGACCAAGUCCCAGAGCCUGGACCCAUUCGCAGACCUCGGCGACCUUGGCUCCAGCCUCCAAGGCUCGCCCGGCGGGUUUGCUCCCGGGGGCUUCGGUUCCAAAGCAGCACCGCCUCCCAAGGGUGGCAACUCUUGGCAGUCAAGUCGGCCCCCGGCCCAGGGCACCCCGUGGGCCCCCCAGACCAAGGCAUCCCCCAAAACCUGUCCACAGCCAAGGCCCAACUACGCCGCGAACUUCAGCGUGAUCGGCGACCGCGAGGAGCGGGGCGUCCGCGCCCCCAGCUUUGGUCAAAAGCCGCGGGUGUCCGAGAACGAUUUUGAAGACCUGCUGUCCAAUCAAGGCUUCUCCUCCAAAACCGACAAGAAGGGGCCGAGGACCAUGGCCGAGAUGAGGCGGCAGGACCAGGCGAGGGACGCAGACCCGCUCAAGCUGAAGCUCCUGGACUGGACCGAGGGCAAGGAGAGGAACAUCCGCGCCCUGCUGUCCACGCUGCACACCGUGCUGUGGGACGGCGAGACUCGCUGGACACCCGUGGGCAUGGCCGACCUGGUGACGCCCGAGCAGGUGAAGAGGCAGUACCGCCGGGCUGUGCUGGUGGUCCACCCCGACAAGGCCGCAGGGCAGCCGUACGAGCAGCAGGCCAGGAUGGUCUUCAUGGAGCUGAGCGACGCCUGGUCCGAGUUCGAGAGCCAAGGCGCGCGGCCCCUCUUCUGAGCCCUCACGGUCACGGCUGCGCGUGGAACCAGCAGAGGUCGGACGGGACCUGCCCGGGCUGAGGCGCGUGGGCCAGGCCAGCGUGGCCGCACCGGGGCCACCGGCUGCCCCUGCGGGUCCCCGGCCUGCACCCCGGCGGGAAGAAAGCGUCCCGGGGCCUCUGGUUUCCUCUUUUUCCCAAAGGAAAGUGUCUGUUCACGCCUCUCCCAGUCGUCACGGUUUGUGAUUCGUCGUGUUCGGUGGCCGUCCCCCCUCGGGGCGGAGCGCGCUG
Messenger RNA from Pteronotus mesoamericanus, 4247 nucleotides. It is a transcript of the gene GAK, whose product is annotated as cyclin G associated kinase. The record is from RefSeq and is a predicted model, not a curated record. Gene Ontology annotation, cellular component: cytoplasm. Gene Ontology annotation, biological process: protein phosphorylation; regulation of clathrin-dependent endocytosis; positive regulation of Notch signaling pathway. Lineage: Eukaryota; Metazoa; Chordata; Mammalia; Chiroptera; Mormoopidae. Gene Ontology annotation, molecular function: AP-2 adaptor complex binding; ATP binding; protein serine/threonine kinase activity. The coding region runs from base 77 to 3976 and encodes 1299 amino acids. The transcript has 28 exons.